UUGUCUUGAGAGAGAGAAGGGAACAUUCAGUAUAGCCUUAUGGAAGCAGAAAUAGCAGAGAUUGGAUCAAACCCUUCUGUAAAAGAACUAGCAAAGGAGGCACUGAGCAAAGUUCCAGAGAGAUAUGUUCUUCCAAAUAUUGACCCUCCAAUUUUAUUUAACACACACUCUCUGUCUGAUCAGAUCCCUGUCAUUGACCUAGCUAAGUUGUUCUUGCCUCAAGAACUCAAGCCUCCUGAACUGGAGAACCUACACCUUGCAUGCAAACAAUGGGGUUUCUUUCAGGUUAUUAAUCAUGGAAUUGACAUGGAAGUGGUGGAAGAUGUAAAGAGAGGAGCUGAAGAACUGUUCAAUCUUUCAAUGGAAGAUAAGAAAAAGCUUUGGCAAAGAGAGGGAGAUAUGGAGGGAUUUGGGCAAAUGAUUUCCAAGCCUAAAGAUGAACCGUCGGAUGUGGGUGGAUGCUUCUCAUUGGAGAAUUUAGAGGUGUAUUGCAAGGAGAUGAGAGAGCUUGCCAUGAAGUUGUAUGGUGUUAUUGGAGAAGCACUUGAUAUAGGAGGAAAGGAAAUGAAAGAGUCAAUAGGGGAAGCAGGACAAGCAAUAAGGAUAAAUUACUAUCCUCCAUGUCCCCAACCAGAAAAUGUUCUUGGCCUAAAAUCUCACACUGAUGCUUCUGCACUCACCAUCCUUCUCCAGGGCAAUGAAGUUGAAGGCCUCCAACUCAAAAAAGAUGGAACAUGGCUUCCUGUUCAUCCCCUCCCAAAUGCUUUCAUGGUUUUUAUUGGAGAUGUUUUGGAGGUGGUGACAAACGGGAUAUAUAAGAGCAUCGAGCAUCGAGCAGUGGUUAACUCUGAGAAAGAGAGAGUCUCCAUAGCUACAUUCUAUGGUCCAGGGUGGAGUGAUAGCAUAGGUCCAGCACCAACUCUUGUCACUCCACAAACACCACCUUUGUUCAAAACAAUUGGGGUUGCAGAUUUCUACAAGGGAUACCUUUCACCCCAGCAUUUUGGCAAACCUAAAUCAUAUAUAAAUAAUGUUCUCAAGAUCCAAAAUCACCUAACUCCUACUUAGAUUCAAUUUCCUUCUUUCAUUCAGGGAAACAUACUUAAAUACAAGAUAUGGAUUGAAGUAGAUACAAGUAGUUGUUAUGUGAUAGGAAGUUAGAAUCUUAUAUGCCAAGAAUAUUGGAACUAAGAAGAGUUAUUAAAUGUUUCUUGUGAGACCUACCAUCCUUAAUUUAUGC
Vigna umbellata (rice bean) is the source of this 1240-nucleotide messenger RNA. The record is from RefSeq and is a predicted model, not a curated record. NCBI's taxonomy places the organism in Eukaryota, Viridiplantae, Streptophyta, Magnoliopsida, Fabales, Fabaceae.